CUCACCAAGGGCAGCGUGAGGAGUGGGCACCAUGUCUGAGGGAUCUUACCAACGCCUCUGGGACUCCUCCCACGUGACCUUGCAAGAGCUACUGGACCAAGAGCAGCCCCUGCUCCAACCCGUGCCCACCCGGGAGUGGCAGUCCUUCCAGUACAGGCUCUCAUCGCUCUACCUGUACUACCUGGGGCUGCUGCGCGGGUUCGACACUCUCUAUGACCAGAUGGUGCAGCCGCAGAAGCGGCGGCUGCUGCGGCGCCUGCUGGACAGCGUGGCGGGCCGUGUGCUGGAGCUCAAGGAUGAGAUGGUGCGGGUAGACCUGUGCGAGUGGCACUGCCUGGACCACGUGCUGCGGGACCUCGGGCUCACCCCUGCAGACCUGGAGGUUCCAAUCCCCAAAUACUUCAUGCUGGAGCACUCCAGCAUUCAGCAGGAGCGAGAGCUGAUGCUGGCAGAAAUCCUAUCCAGAAUGGAGCCAGUGUCCUUCCAGGAGAUCGAACCAGUAAUGAACCGGACUGAUGCCAUAAUCCUGCUGCAAACGGCCGAGCGGGCCAGGCAAGGCCGACUCCGAGCCACCUUCGUUCGAGAGAUUCGAAGAGAGGAGGAGCGGGAUCGGAAGAUGAGGGAGGGCGGGUGGCACAAGUUCAAUCAGAACCAAGCAGCUAUCACCAUUCAGAAGGUGUGGAAAGGUUACCUCCAGAGGAAACACACUCAGCAGGACCGGCAAACAGAGAUGGAAUUCAUCGGCAUGAUCCCCUUGCCCGACCCGGUGGAGCACCUGUCCGUGGCCAACCUCAGGAAGGAUGUCAGGAGAUUCCGCCAGAUGGAGAAAGAGGAGGAGUUCCUUGUCGCCAAUGUGAAGACCCACGAUGCUCUCAGAGAGACAGAGGGGCCCAAUAUGAGGGAGAAAAUGAAGGAUCAAAUCCGACAGUGGUUUAUCGAGUGCCAUGCCCUUACUGGCCGAUUCCCUAAUUAUCCAGACGAGUCUUUAGGUGGAUCCUACCAGAUCUUCUCAGACAAGACUCCAGAACAGGUAAAAAUGGAACUGGAGAAUCCGGUCCCGGAGAGCUCUAAAAAAGAAGACAAAAAUAAAGAAAAAGAAAAGGAGAAGAAGAAAGGGAAGGAAGACAAGUCCAAGAAGGGCGAAGCAGAUCCAAUGCUUAAAGUGUUGCCAUCCAAAUUUAUACCCCUGAUCAAUGCCGGACACGAGGAGUAUAAAAAUGUGUGGAAGAACCGGCCUGAUCACAUACACCCUGACCAGAGUUAUGACCCCAAGGCCCUACGGGCGGAGAAGAGGAAGGAACUGGAGCAGGAGAUCCGGAUACAGGUGGAUGAGCUGAUGCGUCAGGAGCUGAAGAACUUGCGCCUGGCUGUGGACCGGGAGGAGGAGAGACCCUUCAAGGCUCUGAAGAAAAAAAAUGGGAAGAAAGUUGGAAGGAAGAAGGAAAAAGAUCUGACCCCGAACAGGUCCCUGGCCUCUCUGUUUGAAGAGCUUGUUGUCUUUGGCUUUAUAAAGAAGUGCAAGACAGUGUUAUUGAAGGACUUCAUUGGUGACUGCCUGUAUCUUGGAUCCACUCUGAGUCUGGCCCACAAGUUGCCCAUGCCUUCCCUGUUUGACGUUCGACAGAACGUGGCCUUGUACGCGGUCCUUCGGCUUGGUUCCCCUGAUAUACACUCCAUGGCUCCCCUCAUCCGCUCCAUCCUCCUGGUGGGCCCCUCCGGCAUGGGGAAGAAGAUGCUGGUCAAUGCCGUGUGCACAGAAACUGGUGCCAACCUGUUCGACCUGUCACCUGCUAACCUGCAGGGCAAAUACCCUGGCAAGGCCGGGGUGCAGAUGCUAGUGCAUAUGGUCUUUAAGGUGGCUCGACUCCUACAGCCCUCAGUGAUCUGGAUUGGAAAUGCCGAGAAGAAUUUCUAUAAGAAGGUCCCAAAAGAGGAGAAGGAGAUGGACCCAAAGCGAAUAAAGAAGGACCUCACCAAGGCCCUGCGGCUGCUGAGUCCCGGGGACCGGGUCAUGCUGAUAGGGACCACUAGCCAGCCGCAGCGCGCUGAGGUGAAGGGGCUGUGCCGGACCUAUGAACGGAUCCUCUUCAUGCCACGGCCCGAUUACGCUUCUCGCUAUGUGCUCUGGAAGCAUAUGCUGCACGCCCAGAGAGUCCAUAUGACCCAGAGCCGCCUGGACAUCAGUGCCCUGGCCAAGGUGUCCGAUGGCUACACAUCUGGUCACAUUUUCCAAGCCAUCCGAUCGGUGCUCACCGAGCGGCGGCUCCUACAAUUGUCCAGGCGGCCCCUGGUGGCCUCAGAGUUCCUAGGUCAUCUGGCGAAGCUGGAGCCAGUGCACAGGGAGGAGGAGGAAUCCCUAAAGGACUGGUACUUCAAGACCCCACUGGGCAUGAAGAAGAUAGAAUUUAACAAGGACCAGGAGGCUGAGGAGGCCAGGCUGGCAAAGGAGAAGAAAAAACGGAAGUGACUGCUGAGGAGUGCCCGAGAGGAGCGGUGGGACUAGGGCAAAGGGACUCGGGGGCAGAGGCAUAAACUCCCCGAUGGCUUGGGGACCAGCUCUCUUUGUCCAUCUCUGUGCUUCCACCCCUUGUUCUGUGUCACCUGGCUCCACCUCCACCCCACCCUGUUGAGUUUCUUUGAUCCCAGAUCUCUGUCCUCUGACCUCACCCUGUCAUUUUUCUGUCCUGGCUCCCCACUCCCUUUCUUCCUCAAGGUAUGUAGGGGAGGAAAAUGGGAAGAGAAGGAGAGGGAGAGAGAGAGAGAGAGAGAGAGAGAGAGAGAGAGAGAGAGAGAGAGAGAGAAGGAAGAUCUCAGUAAAUAGAAAGAAAGGGAAAAGCAGGAGUCUGGAGGUCAGCAGAGCCUGGUCUAGCCCCGCUCAGCACUGACCCCCUGUGAGGGCUGCACAGUCCUUUCUUGACUUGGGCCUCAGCGUCCUCACCUGUAAAGUCAGAUGACCUCCAGCCGAUCUCCUUUCCACUCUAGGGUUGGAUAUUCCUACCAAGGUGUCUGGGAAGCCAGGGAGGUGGCGGGGUGGAGAGGAGAGAAGGUGGGGAGAUGGAGGUAUUUGUGACUGCCGGUAGAUCCGGUGCCUUUUCUGAGUGGUCUUCACUUCCUCCGUCCUCUGGACACCUUCUUCCACCUGCCUUUGUCUUUGACCCAGAGCCUGGCCCCACGGGGCUCAGGGAGCAGAAGUCCAUCUGUGGAUCCCCCUUGUGGGGAGAGAAGAGCUCGGGGGAACUGGAGUCAGAAAACUCUGGGGUUCUCCCGAAGAAGCAAUGUAAAGAGUGUGUGAAUAAAGGCCAAGUGUACGCCACAGGCUGCAAAGGCAAUGAGGGCCGGGCCGGGCCAGGCGAGACCACGGGGCCAGAGCCAGCUCCUAUGGCAGAGGUGGCU
This is a messenger RNA of Eptesicus fuscus (big brown bat), 3393 nucleotides long. It is a transcript of the gene DRC11L, whose product is annotated as IQ motif containing with AAA domain 1 like. The transcript is spliced from 19 exons. NCBI's taxonomy places the organism in Eukaryota, Metazoa, Chordata, Mammalia, Chiroptera, Vespertilionidae. The record is from RefSeq and is a predicted model, not a curated record. Bases 32 to 2467 code for a protein of 811 amino acids. Gene Ontology annotation, molecular function: protein binding; ATP binding; ATP hydrolysis activity.